CAGAAAGCUAGGUAGAUCUAUCGCUAAUGUCUAAUGAAAUGAAGUCUCCAGGGACACCAAGGAGGAAGAAAAAGAGAGUAUCAAUACUUACAUUUUUCAUAGCUUUAACCAUUUUCACAGGUGUAAGCAUCUUUCUUCUAGCUUUCAGAUCCAUCGAUCCAUCUUCUUUGGCCAAAGGUGACACAACCCAGUUCCUCACUCAAGAAAUCACAGAAGCUGCUCUUGGCUAUUCAACUCUCAAUACCACAACUAAUUAUAUUUAUAAUCCUCAUAAUACUACUCUGAGAAAGACCCAGAAUCAAGAAUGUGCCAGUGUGGAGCAGAUGGGGGAUGGGUUUAGAGGUGGGUUUCAAGAACAGAGUUUGAGGGUGAGGAAGAUUAUUCAAGCCCACUUUGAUGUUAAUGGUGCUUCGCGAGUUCGUGACCUACCUCCAGAGCAGUUCUGUAGACAUAAAUUUGUUUUAGGAAAAGCAUCUGAAGCUGGAUUUGGGAAUGAAAUGUACAAGAUCCUGACGGCUGCUGCACUCAGUAUAAUGUUGGACCGGUCACUGAUUAUUGGGCAAACCAGGAAGAAAUUUCCAUUUGGGGAUCAUGUCUCUUAUUCAAACAUAUCAUUUACCUUGAACGAAGUUAAGCAUCUUUGGAGACAAAAUGGCUGUGCUACUAAAUAUCAAAGACAUUUGUUAAUGAGGAUUGAUGAUUUUCAGAAGCCAGCACGAACAAGUGUUCUUUGUAGCAACUGGAUGGAGUGGGAGGAACCAAUAAUAUGGCUCCAAAAUACCACAGAUGCUGUAGCAGCUCAGUUUUUUCUAAAAAACAUCCACAUCAAAAUGAGGGAAGUUGCCAUGAAUCUAUUUGGAAAACCAAAUGAUCUUCAUGACAGGCCCAAUGUGUUUGGAGAGCUUAUGAGAGUCCUCAUAUCUCCCUUAGAAAAUGUUAAGCUGGCAGUGAACUCAGUUCUUGGUGAUGGGAAGGAUCCUGAUAUUGCACUGCACAUGCGGAUGCUUAUGAAUAGGUCUUUAAGAGCAACUCAGGCUGCAUUAAGUUGCAUAAAAAAAGCCGUUCAUGAUAUGCAGCUGGGCUUGAGACCCAGAGUGGUUCUGAUUUCAGACAGCCCCUCUGCUGUAAAAGAUAUCAAACCAAUUUUAGAAGAAUUUCUUGAGGUUCUUCAUUUUGAUUAUGAACACUUUAAAGGAAAUAUAUCAGGUAAUACGUAUGGACAACCUAAUGUAACUUUUAGAGCAACGGAUUGGGGACCUGCACCACGAUGGGUUGCCUUUGUCGACUUCUUUCUUGCAUCGCGUGCAAAACAUGCUGUAGUUUCUGGGGCUCACAGGCGUGUUGGGACAACCUAUGCCCAGUUAGUUGCAGCUCUUGCUGCAGCAAACAGUCUUGCAGAGAACUCUUCUGCUAGUUCCAGCUUCUCGUUCUUUAGCAGCUUCCAAAGUAGUUUGCUUACAGAAGGAUUACGGAAUCAAAUUGGCUGGGGACAUGUGUGGAGCAGAUUUGCUGGCCCAUUGAGCUGCCACAAUCAAACUACUCAAUGUGCUUACACGCCGCUUCUCCCUCCUGCUUGGUGGGAUGGACUAUGGCAAUCGCCUCUUCCACGAGAUAUCCGCAAAAUGGAUGCUUAUGGAAUUCAACUAUCAAGUCUUGGCACCUUUGAUGAAGAACACCUUAAGUCUUCCUGCACUUCGAGGAUAAAACAUGCUACUAAAACUGUCACCCUAAUCUGAACCUUAGUUCUCACCUUCUAGGAUUGAGGGAUUUUCAUGUUCCCCAUAUUUACCAGCGAAAUUCGAUUCUUUCAUAGAUUUUUUGUAAGAUAGACACUUAUAUUUAUUCCACUUUAUGUAUCAUAAGUUGAAGUGACCUAAUUGUAAAAUUACUCUGUAUACAACAAUAUAAAGAAUUAUGAAGUAAUAUGUUUAUGUUUUUA
This is a messenger RNA of Daucus carota subsp. sativus, 1939 nucleotides long. RefSeq lists its product as uncharacterized. The record is from RefSeq and is a predicted model, not a curated record. Lineage: Eukaryota; Viridiplantae; Streptophyta; Magnoliopsida; Apiales; Apiaceae. The transcript is spliced from 7 exons. Bases 27 to 1736 code for a protein of 569 amino acids.